Messenger RNA from Exophiala oligosperma, 2161 nucleotides. RefSeq names its product 6-phosphogluconate dehydrogenase, decarboxylating 1, variant 2. Lineage: Eukaryota; Fungi; Ascomycota; Eurotiomycetes; Chaetothyriales; Herpotrichiellaceae. Gene Ontology annotation, cellular component: cytosol. Gene Ontology annotation, molecular function: NADP binding; phosphogluconate dehydrogenase (decarboxylating) activity. The transcript is spliced from 4 exons. The record is from RefSeq and is a predicted model, not a curated record. The coding region runs from base 442 to 1869 and encodes 475 amino acids. Gene Ontology annotation, biological process: pentose-phosphate shunt, oxidative branch; pentose-phosphate shunt.
CCUGCGUUGAACCUGCGUUGUGGUAAAUCAUCUCUAAUCAACAUAUUUCUCUCAUAUUCCCCUGUGUCGCGGCCUUUCGUCUCUGCUUCUCUUCUACAUUCGUGACUCUCGUCUUUUUCGGUGCAUUAGACAGAGACUCGACCUCUUACUCCCUACUCAAACCUCUUACACUGUUCAACCAUUUACACUACCAUCUUCCACCACCAUCUCAACAGCUACAAUGUCUGGUCCAGUGUAAGUCCGCUCUCCUCUACCCCCAAGGGCUAUUGAAUCUAGCAAGCUACGCUCAAAUUGACCUUGCUGCUUUGCUGCUCAUGUUCCUGGAAUGUAUCUCCCGAUUGACAAUCACGAUGCUGACUUAGUGCGCGAUUGGCCGGCCUCAAGGUCGGUCCUGCGCAGUCCGAGCCCAGUGGUGAUUUCGGUCUCAUCGGCCUUGCGGUCAUGGGUCAGAACUUGAUUCUGAACGCAGCUGAUCACGGUUUCACUGUCGUUGCCUUCAACCGAACUGUCUCCAAGGUCGAUCGCUUCCUGGAGAAUGAGGCCAAAGGCAAAUCCAUCGUUGGAGCUCACUCUAUUGAGGAGUUCUGUGCUAAGCUCAAGAAGCCUCGUCGUAUGAUGCUCUUGGUCAUGGCUGGUCCUGCUGUCGACGACUUCAUUGAGAAGCUCCUCCCCCACAUCGACGCCGGCGAUAUCAUCAUCGAUGGUGGAAACUCCCACUACCCCGACAGCAACCGCCGAACCAAGUACCUCGCCGAGAAAGGAAUCCGCUUCGUCGGUACUGGUGUCUCUGGUGGUGAAGAGGGUGCUCGUUACGGUCCAUCCCUGAUGCCUGGUGGAAAUGAAGAAGCAUGGCCAUACAUCAAGGAUAUUUUCCAGAGCAUUGCUGCCAAGUCCGAUGGUGAACCAUGCUGCGACUGGGUCGGUGACGAAGGUGCUGGCCACUACGUCAAGAUGGUCCACAAUGGUAUUGAAUAUGGUGACAUGCAGUUGAUCUGCGAGGCCUACGACAUCAUGAAGCGUGGCCUGGGUAUGAGCUACGCGGAGAUGGGUGACGUCUUUGCGGAGUGGAACAAGGGCGUCUUGGAUUCUUUCCUGAUCGAGAUCACUCGCGAUGUCCUCCGUUUCAACGACGACGACGGCAAGCCUCUCGUUGAGAAGAUUCUUGAUGCUGCUGGUCAGAAAGGUACCGGUAAAUGGACCGCCAUCAACGCCCUCGACCUCGGUAUGCCCGUGACUCUCAUCGGUGAAGCUGUCUUUGCCCGUUGCUUGAGUUCCAUCAAGGAUGAGCGUACCCGUGCCUCCAAGCUUCUCUCGGGACCAACCCCCAAAUUCACUGGAGACAAGGCCACUUUCCUCAAGAACCUCGAGCAAGGCUUGUACGCUUCAAAGAUUAUCUCUUAUGCCCAGGGUUUCAUGUUGAUGCAGACUGCGGCUAAGCAAUACGGCUGGAAACUCAACAAGCCAUCCAUCGCCCUUAUGUGGCGUGGUGGUUGUAUCAUUCGAUCCGUCUUCUUGAAGGACAUCACCUCAGCCUACCGCCAAAACCCUGAUCUCGAGAACUUGCUCUUCAACGACUUCUUCAACAAGGCUAUUCACACUGCUCAGCCUGGCUGGAGAGACGUUAUUGCCUUUGCUGUUCAAUCUGGCAUUCCCAUGCCUGCAUUCAGCACCGCCUUGGCCUUCUUCGAUGGUUACCGCACCAAGGACUUGCCUGCCAACCUUCUCCAGGCUCAGCGUGACUACUUUGGUGCCCACACUUUCCAGAUCAAGCCAGAGUAUGCCAACGACAAGUUCAAGGUCGGCGCUUACACUCACGUCAACUGGACUGGCCGUGGUGGAAAUGUCUCCGCCUCUACCUAUAACGCAUAAACAAUCAUGUCAACCAUUUGUCUUUUGUCUCGGAUGAUGGGACAAACAGGCUUUGGUGAAAAGGUGACGGGCUUGGACAAACAUUCAUGGUUGAAAGAUGGUGCCGGUUAUAGUUUUGAACCAUGACUGACUGGUCGGGCAUGUAACCUCUCACUGCCCACACAAUAGCUAGAAAUUGCAUUGAAAAGUUUUCGGUGCAGAAUUUUUGGGGAGUAUGUAUGCAUGGUGUGGAUGAUCAAAAGGUCUUCUAUGCUUUGAAACAAGACAAUGAUACUCGUUCCAACUAGAAUAA